Molecule: messenger RNA, 1013 nt
Organism: Symbiodinium sp. CCMP2456
Lineage: Eukaryota; Dinophyceae; Suessiales; Symbiodiniaceae
Source: the annotation of a GenBank genome assembly
GCAACGUGAGCUGUGCCACAACGUCCGGCUGCAGGUGCGAAGACGACGAGCUUCAGUGUCUGAACGAGGAUACUGGAGUUACGGAAUGCUUCGCUCGAGAGUGGUACAGCGACUGCCCCGGUGCCUGCAGCUCUGGCCUUGAGCUCUGCCCCGUGAUCUCCUUCCGGAGCGGCAUGCCGCACCGUGAAGAGACUUGCGUGGAACCGGUGGCGGGCUCUUGCCCCGUUCUCUGCGACAACACCUCGGCACAGAAGUGUCCUGGUGCCGGCAACCAGGAGUUCUGCAUUGACUUCCUAGACAGCUGCCCGAAGACCUGUGCGGAAGGCGAGCAGCUCUGCUCCGUGGAGAACAUGGAUAUACACGGCCGGGUGCUCGUGACCUCCAUGCUGUGCGUGCCGGCCGCCGAUCCCUGCCCCUGCGGUCAGAAUGCCUGGAGCUGUGGGGAAUUCUGUGCGCCGGCUUCCGACGGCUGUCCUGGCACCUGCGAGGCUGGCAAGGUCUGCCUCCCGGUGUCCUACACGGUGGAAGGCAUGUACCAGCCCAAUGCGUCGGUGGUUGCCGGCUGUAUCGACGCCUCCCAGUCCUGCCAAUGCGGGCAGAACGCGCAGAUGUGCAUGUGGACAGACAGCAAGGGGCAGGAGCGGGCGGAGUGCCGUGCUUCGGCCGUAGAGUGUCCGAUGACCUGCAGCGGCAAGCUCUGCAAUUUGGCGGACUACAGACUCAACGGUAUGGUGAAGGGCUCUCGCGAGCUCUGCCUGGUGCAUGACGGUGAGUGCCCCUGCGGCGAGAACGCUAUUCAGUGCAGGGCCGGGCAGGAGACAUACUGCCUUCCACGGUGGGAUGCCGAGUCACAGAGGCUGUCCGAAUGUCCCCUGGAGUGCGGGGACGACGAGCAAAGGUGCUGCGUGCCAAGCUUCGGCGCGACCGGCGAGUUUCUCAGGACCGAGGAGAUCUGCGUGCCGAAGGGGCAGCCGUGCAGCUGCGGAGCCGGAGGCUUCGAAUGUAACUACACC